Molecule: messenger RNA, 1437 nt
Organism: Aphanomyces invadans
Lineage: Eukaryota; Oomycota; Saprolegniomycetes; Saprolegniales; Verrucalvaceae
Product: AUR protein kinase, variant
Exons: 4
Coding region: 32-865 (277 amino acids)
Biological process (GO): mitotic spindle organization; regulation of cytokinesis; protein phosphorylation
Cellular component (GO): spindle microtubule; spindle pole centrosome; chromosome passenger complex
Molecular function (GO): ATP binding; protein kinase activity
Source: RefSeq, a predicted model, not a curated record
CUAACAUUGAGGUCGCACGACGGCAACGACGAUGGCACAACGCAGGCCGCGAAGUCCACCAGGUUCGUCCAGUUACCCGGUCAACAGGAUGAUCAGCUCCCUUCUCCCGGCGUCCCCAUGCAGCGCUGACAUGAACACGUCUACGUCGUACAUGAGCGACGACAUGACGACAAGCCGCAACAACCAUUCCCUGGCGAUGGACACCAAGGACCAGGCGGUGUCAAGACCACGGUCACCUGCAUCAAAGCGGCGCAUCCACGAGGCAGAAACGGUCAAGGCGGAAUCGACUGACCGUGUAUGGAAACUCACGGACUUUGAAAUCGGGCGGCCGUUGGGUCGCGGCAAGUUUGGCAACGUGUACUUGGCCCGCGAAAAGGAAUCCAAGUACGUUGUAGCGCUCAAGGUGCUGCAAAAGUACCAGCUCCGGAAAGCCAACGUCGAGCACCAGCUCCGUCGAGAGAUCGAGAUUCAAUCCGAUUUGAACCAUCCCAAUAUUCUCCGACUGUUUGGUUACUUUUACGACGACAAGCGCAUCUACCUCAUCAUUGAAUACGCCCCCCAAGGAGAACUGUACCAAAAGCUUAUAGAGGUUGGCCGAUUCAGCGAAUCUGUCGCUGCGAAUUACGUGUCCCAGAUUGCCAACGGGCUGCUCUACAUGCACCAGCGUCACAUCAUCCAUCGCGACCUCAAGCCGGAGAACCUGCUCUUGGGCUACAAUUACAAUGGCGAACUCACAAAACUCGCAGGGAGAGCUCAAACUAGCCGAUUUCGGGUGGUCUGUCGCUUCGCACAACGUGCGCCGCCGAACUCUGUGCGGCACCUUGGACUAUUUGUCCCCCGAGAUGGUGGAGAAUCAGCCGCAUGACGAACGGGUAGACGUCUGGACGUUGGGCGUCCUCAUGUACGAGCUGUUGGUUGGCACCCCGCCGUUCGAAGCGAACGACACGCCAUCCACGUACGCCCGCAUUCGCGCCGUCAACUUGCAGUAUCCGCCGCAUGUGUCGAUCAAGGCGAGGGACCUCCUGGGGCGCAUCUUGCGCAAAGAUCCUGCCCAUCGAUUGCCGCUCGAGCUGAUCGUGACCCAUCCAUGGAUCACGUCCCACGUCAAAAUCGCGUCCGUGUAACAUUCGUAUUUAUCAUGCCACAACAGGAGUCCAUUCCAUCGAUGUCGAGUCGUCCUUCAUUGCCGCCAUCUCGACUUGCAUCUGAUGCUGUGUGACCGCCACGCCAGCCUUCCAUUCAUGAAUCGCCUGUUCCAAGCGCGCGAGGCGCUUGCUUGUUUCGGUCGCGGAGUCGUCAAACUGUGCAACGAGGCGCGCCUUGGCAUUCAAAGGGUGGUCACCACGCGGGACGACUGAAGCGUGCGUCAUGUGGGCCUCCAUGGCACCCUUCAUGCCAAGGACCUAAAUGGAUCGCCAUGAACAAAAACGCUAUCGU